UUCAGAGACUUUCCGUGUCAAGAAAUGCGGCGCAAUGAUUGAAAUAAAUGUCAGAAGAUAAUCUUUAUCAUUUUGACCCGAAAGCUCCUUAAUGUUAUCACAAGUACGCCUGCUUUCCCCAGUUUAAUCCAAGCAGUGGACGAUCAUCCUUGGUUGGUUCAGUAUGUUCUCCCUGAGAUUUAUUCCAUACAGGGGUUUACAGCUUUCUAAAAUGGCACAGAGCUCUGUUCGCAACUGCACUCCGAAACGGCCUGGAGUUGGUCUUGGUGUGAUUGUCACAGACUCGUUGAACCCGAGUUGUGUGCUCUUGGGCAAAAGGAAAGGUCCCGUAGGAAAAGGCACCUACCAGUUACCUGGUGGACACAUUGAGUUUGGGGAGACGUGGGAGGAGUGUGCGCGUCGGGAGCUGCUGGAGGAAGCGGGGGUGGGCCUGAGGGAGGUGCGCUACGCGGCGGUGGUCAACUCCAUUAAGCUGGAGGAGGACUACCACUACAUCACUAUCUUCAUGCAGGGGGAGCUGGACAGGCAGCAGGAGAAGGAGAAGGGGGGAGAAGACACCACAUCAUCCUCACAGGAACCCAGGAACCUGGAGCCGGAGAAGAACGAAGGGUGGCAGUGGGCGCGAUGGGACAGCCUGCCGCCUGAGGAUCAGCUCUUCCUGCCCCUGGCCUGCUUGAGACGGCAGGGAUACGACCCCUUCAGAGGAGACCCCAACGGCACAGCUGGCACCAGCCUUAAUUGAAGAUGUCAUUAAUUAAAGAACUCAUUAAGGGCUUAAUUAAUUAAGGAACAGCUUCAAGAUGAUGAAGAAGAUGAAGACGAAGACACCAAUCCCUCAUUCUGUUGUCAUAUUGAAAAACAGGAGAAGAAAAUAUUGAGACGCUCUUUUGUGUUUUUUUUUUCUUUUUCCGUUUGGCAGAUUGAAUGGAAUACUUGAACGAUCGGAUGAUACACUGACUCCCCCCUCCCCCCACAUGAACGGUUCAGCUUCUGUGAAAGUAUUUCACUUGAAGGUAGCUCAACAUCCCAUACAUGUCUGUCUGAGAUACUGUAAACCAUAAAAGACUUAAAAAGAUCAAGUAGCCUCAAGUGCAGAUGGAGGUCACUCACGUUUUGACUCACUAUUUGCUGAGAAAAGUAACUAUAUUAUAACAAUAUUGUUUGUUAUUACAUCACAGGAAAGUAAAGUUGAAGAUUAAGACUCAGCCAAAAACAAGUUUAUAAUAGAGUAAAGAAGACUGAGACAGUUUGCAUUACCACAAUAAUUAGGUUAUUGGAAUAAACAGGUUUUUGGCGUAAACUGUUUAUUAAACUGUAAACCGCUUGUUGUUUACAUGCAGUCCGUCGGUUGCGUGUGUUCCACUGAAGUGUGUGACACGAAACUGGAAUCAAGGCUUUUGAUUGGCUACUUAUCAUUCUAGAAUGUCAAUAACCUGAUAAUAACCCGGAUUUCUCAUAAACCGAUAAUUACGGCAAUAAACCGAUUAUUAUAAACGUUUUAUUCAGUUCAUUCAGAGCACUUGACUAACUGAAAAACUGUUUAUUGAUGUGCAUAUAACGGGCCCAGUGUCAAGGGGAGGACUCCCGACCCACAGAUCAUCUGUUGAAGGACUCCCCAUGAAGGAGCCUCAUCCACCAAAGGCCUAACACUCCCAAGAGUAGAACAGAGCACACUACACACAGACUCACAUCUCACACAUGCAAUCAAGACUUCAUUUCUGUGUCAUUUUUUUGUGUGUAGUGUGUAGGUCCUACACAUUUUUUUCUUUUGACCUAUAUGACAUCUGGUGCAGCAAUUAAAACUACUGAGUGUAAAUUGACCGCAGCAUUGACUACAUUGACUUCAAUGUAAAUGUAUUUAUUAAGGACUGCAACCUGAACCACUGGUGAGCAAGUCUUGCUUGCGACUGUAUG
Engraulis encrasicolus (European anchovy) is the source of this 1914-nucleotide messenger RNA. It is a transcript of the gene nudt15, whose product is annotated as nudix (nucleoside diphosphate linked moiety X)-type motif 15. Bases 164 to 742 code for a protein of 192 amino acids. NCBI's taxonomy places the organism in Eukaryota, Metazoa, Chordata, Actinopteri, Clupeiformes, Engraulidae. Gene Ontology annotation, molecular function: 8-oxo-7,8-dihydrodeoxyguanosine triphosphate pyrophosphatase activity. The record is from RefSeq and is a predicted model, not a curated record. Gene Ontology annotation, cellular component: cytosol. Gene Ontology annotation, biological process: dGTP catabolic process. The transcript is spliced from 4 exons.